Messenger RNA from Aspergillus japonicus CBS 114.51, 2211 nucleotides. RefSeq names its product Zn(II)2Cys6 transcription factor. Gene Ontology annotation, biological process: regulation of DNA-templated transcription; DNA-templated transcription. Gene Ontology annotation, molecular function: DNA binding; zinc ion binding; DNA-binding transcription factor activity, RNA polymerase II-specific. Bases 25 to 2127 code for a protein of 700 amino acids. Lineage: Eukaryota; Fungi; Ascomycota; Eurotiomycetes; Eurotiales; Aspergillaceae. Gene Ontology annotation, cellular component: nucleus. The transcript has 6 exons. The record is from RefSeq and is a predicted model, not a curated record.
GGACGACAACCGAACUACAGACUGAUGGCAUCGCUGCAGCCUCCAGUAAGAACAGCCCUAUCUUGUACCUUUUGUCGUCAGAAAAAACUGCGAUGUGAUCGUCUCCAACCAUGUAGCAGUUGUGUCAAGCGUGGUCUAGAAUGUGUCUAUGCCGGGCCAGCUUUGGCGGCUUCACGUCGCAACCCUCCUGCGUCAGCGCGGCACUUGAGUCAACGCAUUCGGCAACUCGAGGAGCUUGUGACGGUCUUGCAGAAGGGUGGGCGCUCGAGCCACGAGGGUAACCCCCUGCACACGGCGCAGGAGAGCCAGAUUGGCCAUGCAGAUGAGCAAGACGCAAUCACCAGCUCGUUGGGAAGCAUGCGUGUGGAUCCGACGGGUAUGAGCUAUGUUUCGGGUGCGCACUGGGCUGCACUUCAGGUUAGCAUCGCUGAGAUUAAGGAGUGCGUUGACUCUGAGUCACCUUACACUACGUCUGAUGCAGAUGCCGUCCCGCAAGGUUCCGCGUUGCUACUGGGGCUGUCUCCACCGGGUGGAAUGGAGGGGAUCCUGGCUCAUAUCCCGCCACGACCCAUCGUUGACCGGUUAGUAUCGCGGUUCUUUAGUUCAAUGGAACCAGGUGUUCUGAUCAUCCACGCGCCUACCUUCCAGCACGAGUAUGACCACUUCUGGACCGAACCCCAGUCCAUCAGCCCCACAUGGCUCAGCCUCCUCUUCAGCAUAAUGAACCUCGCGAUCCACCUGCACCAGCGCACCGAAGGCUCCACCACCCCGGACCCCAUCGACAACAAUAACAACAGCACCACCCCCGCAACCCAAUGCGAGACCUUCCGCCUGCAAGCCGCCUACUGCCUCGUCACCGCCAAAUACACCACCCCAACCAAAUACACCCUCGAAGCGCUGGCCCUGUACACGCAAACCGAGUACUUCCGAAGCAAAGACGCACAGCACGAAGUCUGGCUCCCGAUGGGAAUGACCAUCCGCCUCGCGAUGCGGGCCGGGCUCCACCGCGACGGCGCAGGGUACUCCCCACGACUCUCCUGCUUCGAGGCCGAAAUGCGCCGGCGCCUGUGGUCGCUCGUGGCGCAGCUCGACGCGCUGUUCUCGUUCCAGAUCGGACUGCCGCGCAUGAUCGCCAGCGGGGUGGCCGACACGCGGCCCCCGCGCAACCUGCUGGACGAGGACUUCGGUCCACCCUCCACCAGUCUCCCGCCACCCCGCCCAGAGACCGAAUUCACGCCGGUCCUGUAUCUCAUCGCCAAGAGCCGGCUGGCGGAGGUCUUCGGCCGCAUUGCGGAUCACGUCGCCUCGACACACCCCACAUCCCCCAGUCAGGUAAGUCAACUGGAUCAGCAGCUCGAUGCCGCCUACGCGGGGACGCCGGCGGUCCUGCGGUUCCGCGAGGUCGGCGCCUCGGUCACGGAGCUGCCGCAUCUCGUGAUGUUACGCUAUAAUCUCGAGAUCCUCUACCAGAAGUCGCGGUGUAUUCUGCAUCGGCGAGGACUCGGCGAGGGCCGCCGCUUGGAGCUACGAGGUGCCGCGUCGUCGAGGGGAGUGUGUCUGGACGCCGCGCUGCGGCUGCUGCGGCAUCAGGCGACGAUCGACGCGCAGGUUCAGCCGGGCGGGGUGCUGGCGCGGUGUCGCUGGUUCGUGACCUCGUUGACGACCCAUGAUUUUAUCUUUGCUGCCAUGGUGGUGUGUUUCGAGCUGCAUUUGCGGAGGCGGGAGGGCGGGGUUGGCUUGCAUGCUUACAACCCGGGGACGGAGGCGCUGCUGCUCGCGCUACGCACUUCACAGGGGAUCCUGAGUCAGUAUCAGGGGGAGUCGGCGGAGGCGAGGCAGGCCUGGCUGGCCAUCAGCGUCAUGGUGCGGAAGGUGGAUGGCUCGGGCGAGGAUGCAGUGGCAGAAGAUGACAGCGGGGUUAAUUGUACUGUGGGAUUUGGGGGCUCAGAGACGGUGAAAGAGCCGGACCAGGAGAACGACAUGCUGGGUCACGCUAUGUCUGCGCCAAGUAUGCACUCCAGUAUUGUGCCGUCGCUUGAGGACUUUGAUUUCUCUGAACUGCCGGGCGACCUGUUUAAUAUGUGGGAUCUCUCGGGAGAUACUAAUUGGGUGUUUGCGGAUGUUUGAAUCGUACGAGAAUGUGUCCUAGGGUUCGCGGUGGGUGAUACUGUAGGAAAGGAACCGAGGCGUCCAUCGAUGGCAGGAUAGAAU